UAAAAGUUGCUAGCCACCCCCGGCUUGAGUAGCGUUUAAGAAAAAAAGUCAAGUGGCUACAGCUAACGCGAAGCUAGGCAAACAUUACUUGGCUAACCGGAGCCGUUGACAGCGGUCGACAUAUCACGCUGCUUGCAAGGCGUUAACAUGAAAGUUGUGAGCUAACACUAACAGCGCUGUUAGAAAAGAUCAGUGUGUACAGUUGACAGCUUCAGCCCUGUCGUUAGUUUGGGAGCCAGCUGCACUGGAGGACAAGAUCAUGUUAGCUAGCUAAGGCGGGCGGCGGUAGCAUUAGCAAAACAAGAGCUCUGCUUCGGGAGUCAGCUGACAACCUGCUGUAAGCUGCCAACAGACCAGUGAUGGAUCAACUGAAAGUAAAGGAUCGUAUAUUGGAAAACAUCUCCCUGUCUGUCAAGAAGUUGCAGAGUUACUUUGCGGCCUGUGAAGAUGAGACUCCAGCCAUCAGGAACCACGACCGGGUCCUGCAGCGCCUGUGUGAACACCUUGACCAUGCUCUGCUGUAUGGGCUGCAGGACAUCUCCUCAGGCUACUGGGUCCUCGUCCUCCACUUCACCAGGAGAGAGGCUGUCCGCCAGAUAGAUGAGCUUCAGCACAUAGCAACCAACCUCGGUCGAAGUCGUGCGUGGUUAUACCUGGCACUGAGUGAGAGCUCUUUAGAGAGCUACCUGCGCCUCUUCCAGGAGAACCAAGGUCUACUGCAGAAGUAUUAUUUCAAGAACGCUCUGGUCUGCAGCCAUGACCACCUCACGCUCUUCCUCACACUGGUGUCCGGCCUGGAGUUCAUUCGCUUCAAUCUGGAGCUGGAUGUGCCAUACCUGGAUGUGGCCCCCUACAUGCCAGAAUACUACAAACCCCAGAACCUGCUGGACUUUGAGGAAAGGCUGCCCAGUUCAGACAGCUUGUCCCUGCAUUCCUUUACCUCCCUCACCUCCACCAACCUGGAGUGGGAUGACAGUGCCAUAGCCCCCUCCAGUGAAGAUUAUGAUUUCGGUGACAUCUUCCCCGUGUUGCAGUCAUUGCCAAGUGCAGACUGGGAAGAGGGUGACCUGACCGACCAGGCGAGCUGCCCACGAUCCAGUGGCUCUGAUCCCCAAACAGUCAUUAGCGACAUGAUGGUCCUUUCUACCGGCACUGUCAAGGCGAAGGCAGCAGCUCAUCCUCCUCCGCACAGCCCCACAUCCAGACACAACCCCUUCAACGAGGACUCCGACACCAACACCACCAACACCUCGGCCGACGUCACGCCAGUUCACGUGGCCAGCCGCCACAACGCCACCGCCGCUGGAGAUGACACGGAGAGCACCAACAACGAGCUGGAGGUCAUCAGGAUGGCCAGAAGAAGGAAACCAGCCAAGAAGCGACGAGGGAAGGGCUCCACAGAUUCCAGCAGCAGCAUCCAUAACUCGAUCUCCUCUGAUCACAUGGACAUGGACGGCAGCCUCCUGGCCUCCGAGGAUGUGGAUUCAUUAAACUGCACUGUAAUCCAUGUGGACGGCGAAGGAGAGUUGAGGAGAGGCAGGGUGGGAUCAGAGGCUGUGGAGGAAGGAGACGAGGAUGAGGUAGUCGACCUCCUACGCCUCCCAGAGAUGACGGACACCUCCAUGGACAGUGUGGGCCAACCCCUCCGGGACGUCAUGGACCGACUCAACGGGGCUCUGGAUAGGGAGGAGCCCUGGGAGCGCCAGGAGGAGGGGAAAACUAGUGAAGGCUGUGACCAGGGCCCCGAGCCCCCCGCUCAGCAGCCCUUUCGUGAGGACUCAGGCGGCGAACCACCUGACCCGGCCCCAGGAAAGACGUCUCACUCCGCUCUGGCCACAGGCCCCAGGUUCCUGCAGGCCUCUCCUGCGCCUACAGAAUUAUGCUGCUUUACCCCCAACGGUCCAGACUCUGCUCCCACAGGUGGUGGCUGCAAUGACUCUACAGAGCUUAGCCAGCCACAGACUCUUUCAGGUGGCCUUGAAGAUGAAGGAGAGGCAAAAAAGAAAGCAGGACCGGAGCCCGACGUGAGGCAGGAGGAGGAAGGCGUAGAAGGAGUGGAAACAGACCAGAACACGUUUACUGAGGAAGCACAACAACAACAACAAGAGCAGAAGCUCAGUCCCUCAGAAAGUUCUCACCCUGCAGAGUUUAAGGUGGACAACAACCACUUGCUGCUUCUUAUGAUCCAUGUAUUCAGAGAGAAUGAGGAGCAGCUCUUCAAGAUGGUGAGGAUGAGCACAGGCCACAUGGAGGGGGACCUGCAGCCCCUUUACCUGCUCCUGACUGACUGUUACAUUUACCUGCUAAGGAAGGGCGCAGCAGAGAAACCCUACACAGUUGAAGAUGCUGUUUCUUAUAAUGAGCUGGAUUAUCUUUCAGUGGGCCUUGACCAACAGACAGUGACGGUGGUUUGCACCAACAGACGAAGAAAGUUCCUGUUGGACACAGCUGAUGCCUCACUGACUUUCUGGUUCCUGUCUGUGCUGAAGUCAGCCAUGGUGAAGGGUUGCCGUGAGCCUCCUUACCCCUCGGUUCUGACCGAUGCCACCAUGGAAAAACUGGCUCUCAAUAAGUUUGUCUCCCAGGAGUCUCACUGUGAGGUAUCAGAAGUGUCCAUCCAACUCUACUCACUGGUCCACUGGGAGGAUCCUAUGGACAUGACUCUGUCUCCACAAGGUGGCCCACCAAGCUCUGGAGCACCUUUCAGCACCAAGGAAGGGACCCUGCAGUACCGGUCUGGAACCACCUACCUGGGCAAAGAGCUGUGGAAAAGCUGCUACCUAGUCCUCAGCAAUGGGAUUCUUUACAUGUAUGCAGAGAGAACUGAUGUGAUCCCGCUGCUGUCCGUCACUAUGGGAGGGGAGCACUGCGGAGGCUGCCGUCGCUCCAACAGCACAGAGCGUCCCCACGCCUUCCAAGUCAUCCUGACAGAGCGCCCCCCACUGGAGCUUAGCGCCAACAACGAGCAGGACAUGGCCGACUGGAUGCAGCUGCUCUGCCAGUCCGUCUCCAAAGGGGUCAUCCCUCAGGGUGUGGCCCCCACCCCAUGUAUCCCAUGCUGCCUGGUGGUCACAGACAGGAAGCUGCUGACCUGCCAUCAGGACUGUCAGACGAGCUUCUUCCGUUCGCUGGGCAGCGUCGACAUCUCUGACGUCACCACCGUCAGCGUGGAGGCUGACAAGGAGUACUGCGUCAUCGAGUUUGCAGCAGAUCGGUCUCAGUUCUUCCCUCCAUGGAUUUUGUACUUCAGCGGCUGUGAAGAGAGAGAUCGACUGCUGGAGGCGUUAGACAGAACAUGGAAAGCUGUUUUCCAGGUCGACCUUCCCCACAGAGUCGUGUCUGAUCCGUCGGUGCAGAAGCGCUGUAGCGAAGCCCUCAGCCUGAUGAAGAGCGCCUGGCAGAGGGCAGACAGUCUGGCCCGAGGCAGAGCCCAGCGUGAACACUGGUGCUGACGGACACACACACACACACACACAGACACACACACACACACAUAGGCACACAUACACUAACCUGUGGGUAACCACUGACAGACUGGUCAGACAGUCUGAUGUAGUUCCAGGAUAGAGAGUGAGUCAAACCAUUCAGAGCUCUGAGCUGAAAGACUUAGAUAAACCAAUCAGCUGUGGCGUUAGCUUGUGACGGGCUUCUAAAUGUUUCUAUCAGAGAAACGUCCUGCAGGAGCAACAAAGCAUGUGGCGCAUCACAUCGCAAAGAUGCGGCAGUGAGACGUUCUCACUUGAAAUGAAAUGGACCUCCAGUAGAGAGGCAGCGUGUUUUAUUUACAUGACCGUUAUUCCUGUAGUAGAGGUUCUUCAGACAGAACGACAAUGUAGAAAAAAUAUGCUGAAUCAAGGAAAAGUUUAAUGUUACAUGAUGUGAUAUAUAGUUCUCUCUCAAUGGGGGAAAAAAAGCACUGUAGGAAAUGAUGAUGGAUAGAUUUAAAAGGCACAGUGGUCGUGUCAUGGGAAACAUCCUGCACUUAAACAUACAGAAGAGAGUCAUUUUUACUCUGAGAACUUUGUCUCCACAAGUAAACUGUUUUCCCCAGUGGAUAAUCCAUUUUAAAAUGAACUGUUAAGUACUGAUAAGACUUUGAGUUAGUGAAAAACUACAUAUCUAGUAGAGAGUGGAAGCUGAGAUGAGAGAAUUAUUAAUGAUCGAUCUGGAUGUUGAUAUGAUAAAUGUCGAGAAAGCCAUAAAUGAAGGGGGCAGUUGCUGCUUGUCUGCAAUGUGGAAAAGUUCACACUCCUUGCCUUGUGCACACACACUCACAAAUUAUACAUGUAUAUAUAUAUAUAUAUAUAUAUAUAUGUGUGUGUAUGUAUGUAUGUAUGUGUGUGUGUGUGUGUGUAUAUAUAUCAGUAACGCUCUCUCUCUUGCGCAACUUACACAGCUGUGUGACAAUAAAAGUCACUCCUGGCUUAAUACCAGUUACAUGAUGUGAUACUGUACCCUAACUGUGGUAUAAUUGUAGAUUAGCGAAUUUACAGCACUGUACAGCAUCCAUGAGUAAUCACUGACAGUUGUGUAUGUGUGUGAUAUUCAGUUUUGGGAGUUUUGGUUUGUUUAAGGCCACACACUUCUUCACUGAAUGACGCUCACAUCCACAGUGUACAUUAGCCCGAGAGAAUGAGGAAUGCCUGGAUAUUUAACACUUGCACUGUUACAUGACAUGCUCAUGCCUGUGUCGAUUAUCUAAGAUCUUGCUUUACUAUUUAAAUGCUGUCACUCAGAUUAAGAAAAAGAAAAGAAACCCUUUCAGGAAAUGCGACAGACUUGCCUUUUCCUCCUCUCCAGAGACGAGCGGAGGCUUCCAUGCAGACUUGCACAUUGUUUUUGCUGUUAAUCUUUUUUUUUUUUUUUAAAUGGUACAAAUUGUAGUUUUAAUGUGUUAAUAUCAUAAUGUUCUGUUUUAUUUCCAAUUUAGAAAGGAAGUGGGAACAAAAUAAUUCAGCUGAGUGGGUGAUGUUGUCUCAGUAUUGGUGUUUGUGUCUGCAUCAGCAGAUGUGUAUUUUUUAUUGCGGGUAAAUAUCAAGUAAGGAUUACAUCUGUGUGAAGCGGCAAUUUGUCUUAGCUUCUCGUUUUCAGUUUACACCAGCAGUUGGUGACAUCAUACAUGUACAGUAAGAUCUGGCCAAUAUCAGAGCAACAGAACACCCCCCCCCCCCCCC
Messenger RNA from Seriola dumerili (greater amberjack), 5174 nucleotides. RefSeq names its product pleckstrin homology and RUN domain containing M2 (gene plekhm2). Gene Ontology annotation, molecular function: kinesin binding. Gene Ontology annotation, biological process: positive regulation of membrane tubulation; regulation of protein localization; Golgi organization. The transcript has 20 exons. Gene Ontology annotation, cellular component: endosome membrane. Bases 360 to 3452 code for a protein of 1030 amino acids. Lineage: Eukaryota; Metazoa; Chordata; Actinopteri; Carangiformes; Carangidae. The record is from RefSeq and is a predicted model, not a curated record.